This is a messenger RNA of Soboliphyme baturini, 573 nucleotides long. The record is from the annotation of a GenBank genome assembly. Lineage: Eukaryota; Metazoa; Nematoda; Enoplea; Dioctophymatida; Soboliphymatidae.
AUGUUGUUCCGGUACGUCGGCAGAUUUCAACUGGUCAACGUGACUUGUCCAGUGACCAAUCACGGGUCCGUCCGUAACCUUGUCCAUAACCGCUGUGUCACCUGCAAAUCCGUCAAGGUGCCUGCAAUUACCACUUCUAUAAUCGUUUGGCUCGCGCAAUCUGACAUCGUUCUCGUCGGCAUUGUUCGGGGACGGACGGAAAAAGCAUUUAAUGUAGCCUCAAAGAAGUCGUUUUUUACAUGUCAUCGAAAAUUUACCGUCGUCGAGGCUGAGAUUCGCCUCGCAUCGCGUCUGCUCAUCCGGAGCUUUGACUACCGGCCGUGGUGUUUUGGUCGUCGUCAUCGUCGUCGUCGUCGUUAUUCGAGGUUAUACGUGAUUUUUAUGCGAAAGUUUGACUUUUUGUUUGUUUCGAGACUGGUUUCGUGUCCUACGGCAAGAAGUCGUUUCCCUCUUCGUGACUCAUUCAGUUGUUUUUUUACCGUCGUCGUUGUCGCCAGAGCCGUUGUUGUCGAUGUUUGUCGCCGGCCGGCAAGUCGAUGGACGGACGGACGACGUCGGCGUUGGCAAUUGUGA